This is a messenger RNA of Melospiza georgiana, 5360 nucleotides long. It is a transcript of the gene RCC1L, whose product is annotated as RCC1 like. The coding region runs from base 25 to 1308 and encodes 427 amino acids. The record is from RefSeq and is a predicted model, not a curated record. The transcript is spliced from 11 exons. NCBI's taxonomy places the organism in Eukaryota, Metazoa, Chordata, Aves, Passeriformes, Passerellidae.
GAUGGCGGCGGCCUGAGGGCAGCGAUGGCGGGGCUGGCGCGGCGCCUGCUCUGCAGGGGCUUCUGCGUGCCGGCGGGGCCGCCGAGCACCCGCCAGCUGCGGGAGGCUGAUGAGGCUGCCCCGGUGUUCCAGUACGCGGGGAAGGCGGCCAGGCGCAAGGACCGCGUGUUCGUGUGGGGCUUCAGCUACUCGGGCGCCCUGGGCAUCCCCAGCUUCGUGAAGCCGGACGCGGGCUGGAAGAAGCCGCGGCGCAUCCAGCCCACACCGUACCGCCUGGAGACCGAGGACAAGAUCUCCUCUGCUGCCUGUGGUUAUGGAUUCACACUGCUGGCUUCCAAUACCAGAGACAUCACCAAAGUGUGGGGCAUGGGGCUCAACAAGGAUUCCCAGCUUGGAUUCCAGAGGAGCAGAAGAGAUCAAACUAAGGCCUAUGAAUAUGUCUUGGAACCAUCUCCAAUUCCAUUACCCCUGGAGAAACCACAGCAAACUCGAGUCUUGCAAGUGUCCUGUGGGAGAGCCCAUUCCCUGGUGCUGACAGAUAGUGAAGGAGUUUUCACAAUGGGAAACAAUUCUUACGGACAGUGUGGCCGGAAGGUUGUUGAAGAUGAAAUUUACAGUGGAAGCCAUCUCAUUCAUCAGCUGAAGGAGUUUGACAGCAGAGUUGUCCAGGUUGUGUGUGGGCAGGACCACAGUCUGUUUAGAACCAAGAAAGGUUCAGUCUAUGCAUGUGGAUGGGGAGCUGAUGGACAAACAGGUCUUGGACACUAUAACAUCACCAGUGUUCCUACUAAGCUGCAGGGUGACAUUGCUGGAGUAAACAUUAUCCAGGUCUCCUCCUAUGGGGACUGUUGUCUGGCUGUCUCAGAUGAAGGAGAUGUCUUUGGCUGGGGAAACUCAGAAUACUUGCAGUUGGCUUCUGUGACAGAAACCACACAGGUGAAUGUUCCCAGGCAUUUGCCAUUCAAGAUUGGGAAGGUGAAGGAGGCUGCCUGUGGAGGGACUGGCAACAUUGUGCUAACAGAAGAAGGAAAUGUUUUUGUCUGGGGAUAUGGAAUUCUUGGGAAAGGACCAAACCUAACAGAGACAGCAGAGCCAGAGAUGAUCCCACCCAGCCUUUUUGGCUGCUCAGACUUCAGCCCAGACACCCGUGUUGCUCAUGUUCGCUGUGGGCUCAGCCAGUUUGCAGCCCUUACAAACAGAGGAGAACUCUUUGUGUGGGGGAAGAAUCUAAGAGGGUGCCUGGGAACUGGAAGAAUGGAAGACCAGUAUUUCCCAUGGAGGUACAUGAAUCUCAGCUUUUCAGCAUAAGACCAGCAAAGAAAAGCAGCAUGUGCACUUGCUGGGAAAGCAAAGCAGCCACUGCUCAGCUCCACACCAUGUCCAGUGCAUGAUCCCAAGCUGCUGCCACCACUCCCUGUGCCUGCUGGUGGGACAUCCCCCCUUGUGCAGAGGGCAUGGAGGCAGCUGGUGCAUUCAGGGUCCCCUGUCACCCCUUGUGCCCCCAGGCUUGCAGGAACUGCCACCCACACUGGCCCCACUGAGCCCAUGGCAGGUGCAAGCAGCCUUUCCAUGGCUGCAGCCCAGAGCAGGAGCUGCACCAAAGGCUCCUCCAUGUGCAGGAUUCCCCCACCCUGUCUGUUUACAUCAGAUCUGGUAAUGAAAAGGAAAUAAAUACACUUUUUUUCCUACCCUCCCCAGUGAAAGGCUGUGUGGGGUUUCUGAGAGGUGAGCAGGGAGGAGAGGCUGCAAGAGUUUGGGGUUCCCAGCCCCACUUCAGCCUGUUUGGUGUGUGCCUGAGGCCAAAAGUGCUAUUUCACUUACAGAGCAAAUGAUACAUAAAUAACUUAUUAAAUUAAAAAGUCCUCAAGAUUCAUGGUUCCUCCCCAGGCUGGCCAGCACAGCUGUUCUAAGUGGUCGGGGAUGAGAGACAGACCCUGAUCCAGGCUGGGCAGCUUCUGCACCAGGAGCAUCUCUGCUGUCUUGGCAGCCCUAGAAAUUUGGGUCAGUGUUGUGUAGGUAUCUGGAGGGAAUCUGGGCUCCUUUGGAGUCCUUACAAAGGGGAGAAGGAGAUAAAUGCUCAGACUUGCUGAAGCCACUCAGGCUCUAAUAAAGUGGUGCUGUGCCAGCCCCUUGUAACCAGCCCUGAACUGGAGCAGUGCUGGGGCUGUGACCCUCCCCUGUGUGACCCUGCAGGGCUGGGGGCUUGUGAAGCUGAGCCCAGAGGAACCAAACCAAAAAUGUGCCCCGAGCACUGAGGGGGGAAUGAGGCUCAUCCUCCCUCUGUGCAGCUCCCCCAGAACUCACCCUUGAGGCUGCUCACACAGCAGGAGCCCACCUGGCAGUGCCAGGCUGUGCCAGGCUCACUGCAAGGGGGCUGCGGGUGCUCCCUGGGCCCUGGGGCACCAAGACCCAGAUCCCAGCAGGAGCUGCUGGGUGCUGGGUGCAGGUGAACAUGACAAGCAAAUUGAGGUGAUCACCCACCCUCUAAUUCUAAUGGAAACAAGGGGGGAAUGGGUUAAACAAGGAGUUAACAGUAAGGGAACGAGACAGGCUCUUCCAAGGGCUGGAACAGAGUUUCUGUAGGUUCAUCCUACUGUGAGUUACUGCCUGGCAGCCUCUUCUGCCUGUCCAAGAGCCAUGGAGAGCCAUGGUUGUCCUGGUGCCUGGGUCAGCAGGAGAAGUGUCCCCUCUGUGUCACUGUGCAGGAGGAUGCACUGGCUGAAAACGUGGCUGCUGCUGUGCUAAAAUGAACACCCUGCUCCUCAUGUCCCACACCCUUCGUGUCCCACAAGCCCCAAAGUCAAGCCUGGAGCCCCCACACAGGGGAGGGAUAACAAUGCCUGGCCACAGGAGCAGGGACAGGGGACACAACGCUGCUGGCUGUGACUCCACAGUCCUGGGCUGGCAAGAGGCACCCUGUGCAUUUCCAGGCAUUAACCUGGGCUCCGAUGGCACUUGGAUGCAGUUCUCACACUAUUACCAACAGCCAUUGGAUUGGCAGGAUUAGCUUUAGCAGCAGUGGCUGGAGGAUGAGAGAUGAGGGCAGCCCUGGAUCCAACACAACCAGAAGAAGCCAGAGGAGACUGCCCUGGGAUGCUGAUUUUCUGCCAUGGUGUCAGUUUGCAAUUGGAGAACAAAUACAGACCUGAAGGAAGGAAGCACUGGCACAUGGGUAGGUGGGGUUUGGAGGGGAACAAGGACAUGACUCCUGUUUAAUUCCACGAUACAACUAAAAAAGGGCUGAGGUCAUUGAGCUGAACCAGACAGUUCCUAAAGGUGAAGGAGAAAUGGGCUCCUCCUCCUGCAGAGCUCCCUCCUUCAUACUCUGAACUUCCUGCAUCAGCACCAACUGACUGACACACAAGGCCAGGAAAACAGAGGUUUGCUCCCAGCAAGGAAAUGUUAAAACUCAGGGAUUUCUUCAAGAGCAGCCCUGGUUCAGUAGCCUGUCUGUCUGUCUGUCUGUCCUGCUGCAGGGAACAUGCCAUGCCCCAGGGCUGAGCCCUGCUGGGAAGGGUCCUGCUCUCUGUGCAGGUUGGUCCUGCCUAGAGGCCAUGUCCCACAGUUGUAAGAGCAGCACCAGCUCUUCAGGCAAUUUCAGUGAUCUCAAAAACUCAACCCCAUCCAAGGCUGGCAUUAGAAAUCAUUGCAAGAAACAGCUGCAACAAAGGCUGCAGGUUCUUUUCUCCUUUGCUCUAUAGGAACCCCUGGUUCCCUCCUUCAAUGUCCCACAUUGCAAACACUCCUGCUUUUGCCACUGACCACAAAUCCACAGAGGGGACUGCUGCUUUUCUUUGGCAGAAUGGAAAUUCCCUUCCAGCUGAUGAGAAUGGCUCUGUGCAGGCAGCAGGAUGAGGGAGCUCUGGGUUUACUGGGGCUGUCUCUCCCCUGUGAUCUGGCCCAGAGCAGCAUCCUGCAAGCCUGACCCUGGGGCUGCUUCAGCCUUUAGCUGGAAAUGGGGCUGAAUUCCCCUUUUGGGGCCCAAAGGAGCAAUUAAUGUUCACAGAAGCAACCUGGCAAGUGGGUGCUUCAAGCAGCAUUCCCACAAGGAAUCAGGUACCUGUAAAAUGUUUUUCAAGUAACAAACGGAGUAGGAAUCUUCAAGCUUAUUCCUGUAACUACAGAAAGCUGGUUUAAAUCCUCAGGAUGCUGAAAUAGAAGCAGAAAGCCAGCCAGAGCAGGGGGACUCUGAACUGCAGCCUCCAGUGGCAUCUUCCCACAGGAGCUGUGCAACAGACACUGCCUCUGGCACAGCCACACAAGGAGGGAAGAAGAAACCAGCCCCUGCAAAGUGAAGGGUGAAAGGAGCCCUGGUUUUGGCAUAAUCUUUUAGGGUUGGGAGGACCCUGGUAAAACCACUGGGUCUGCCUAGAGAGGGACAUGGCACCUGGCCAGCUCUCCAUUAGAGGACAGGGCUGGACAGGGGGCAGGACAUGCUCCUGCUCUGCUCUCAAACAUAAAUCAAAAAUCUCAAUCCUGCCUGAUGCCUGAUGUGCAUCUCUAUCCAUGCCUGCUCCAAAAUCCACCCACAGUUCAUUUACAGAUAUUUGCAGAAAGCUAAAAAUGGAUGAAACCAAAACCCCAAGGGAUCCCAGGGCACUGAGCAGCUGUUUUACAACUGUCCUGCCCCACACAGCUGGACAGGGCUGAGCUGGGCUGGCUGUGGCCAUACUGGAGCUGUGCAGGGGAGGAGCUGCCAUCCCUCUGCCACUGCCUUCACCUUGGCCUCAAAACUGGGCACUCCCAGCUGGGAGGAGGUGCCAGGGGCUUGCGUUCCCUCUGCAAACUCAGGGCAUGCAGAAGCAGAGGUCAUGGCUGCAAGAGAAUUAUGGAGCAGGGGGAAGCUGUUCCAUGUAAUUAUUUGUUAAUUCAUUCCAGGCUUUGAACCUGAAAUGACCAGGGCUGUCUAGAGAGACCAAGAAAGGAUCUUGGCUUAUAUAUGUUCCAGAGAGGUGCUGAACCCUAAAAUUCACACCCUAAAAUGAGAAUGUACUUUGACACUUCAUCCAUUUCCCCUCCAUACAACAGGGGCUGUGCAUGGCUCUGUGCUCAGCAGAGCAACUGCAGAGGCUGCUCCUGCUGCAGCCAGGAUGUGCUGAUCAGCACCCAGGGCACGUCUCUCACUGCAGAAUCCCUUUAUUCCCCUCACCUUUGCUAACUGGAGCUGGUAGUUCAACCCAGCUGUGCUUCAUAAGGAUUAAAUAAAGGAGGCCAAGGAAAGCAGAGUAACCCAAGAUUAUUUUCACAGUGAAGUAUUUCCCUUGCAGGGAGCCUGGGAAGGUCCCACAGCCUUGCUGAGGAUGUGCAGACUGUUUCCACACCAGUUCAGUGCUGCCAGGAAGCCUGAGGGAUAUUGCUGG